Juglans microcarpa x Juglans regia is the source of this 3170-nucleotide messenger RNA. Its product is annotated as peptidyl-prolyl cis-trans isomerase CYP95-like. Lineage: Eukaryota; Viridiplantae; Streptophyta; Magnoliopsida; Fagales; Juglandaceae. Gene Ontology annotation, molecular function: peptidyl-prolyl cis-trans isomerase activity. The record is from RefSeq and is a predicted model, not a curated record. Gene Ontology annotation, biological process: protein peptidyl-prolyl isomerization.
UUUUCCCAUUUCACUCAAUUCUUCAACUCUCUCGGAUCUACCCCAGCUCCAUUCCCUCUCCUUCACGACUCUAUGUAACCGCUUGCGACGUUGUGCGUCGCCUCCAGCCACCAACUUAGCCACCCACAGCAGCAGCGCCCCCCCCCCUUAAAAAAAAAAUCAUUGAAGUUGUGAGACCCAACCACAACGCCUCUCUCUCCCUCUGUUUCUCUCACUUCAGUCACAACCUAGCUGAUUUCCAGCACUCCCACCAGGCGGCCGCCUCAUGCCAGUGCGUGUGUGCGUUUCUCCCUGAUUUUCUUUCCUUCAUUUCUGUUUUCGGCAUUUGAGAUUGAUUUUGGGAAAUACAUGUCGCACGGUUGCUAACUCUCUCAUCUUCCCAGCUUCAGAAUCGACAUCAACGAUCCGAAUCUACAUCUCGGCAGCCAGGGUCUUUUGCUCCAGCACCAUUGAAGGUGCAGAGAAGCCUUCUUCUCGCUCUUCCCCUGCUGAAUCUUGGGUACCCAGACAAAUGGUUAUGCUGGCUUGAGUUUCAAUAGUGAAAAAUGAAGAAAGUGGCGAAGAAGAAGAACCCAUUAGUUUUUAUGGAUGUGUCUGUUGAUGGAGAUCCUGCUGAAAGAAUGGUUUUUGAGCUUUUCCCCGAUGUUGCUCCCAAGACUGCUGAAAAUUUUCGUGCACUUUGUACAGGAGAAAAGGGGAUUGGUCCUAAAAGUGGAAGACCACUACACUACAAGGGAUCAUUUUUCCAUCACAUAAUCAGGGGUUCCUUUGCGCAGGGUGGCGAUUUUGUUAAACGAGAUGGUACCUGUGGAGAGAGCAUAUACGUGGAAGAUUUUCCAGUUGAGUCACCCAGCUUAAAGCACGAUGGGCCUGGUCUUUUAUCAAUGGCAAUUGCUGAUCGAGAUACUUUAGGCUCUCAUUUCAUUGUCACCUUUGAGGCUGAUCGUCAUCUUGACAGGAAGCAUGUUGUCUUUGGGAAACUUGCUCAUGGACACAAAGUACUGAGGAAAAUUGAAAAUGCGGGUGAUGAAAAUGGAAGGCCGACUGUAACAGUUAAAAUCAUCAAUUGCGGUGACUUUAGUGAGAACAGGAAAAAGGCAAAUAAAUUGAAAAUAGGAAAAGAUGUACCUUCUGAUGCAAACAAUCAUGAAGCACGACGGAAGGGAAAGCACAAGAAGUCAUUUAGAGAUAGGAGGAAAAGGAGAAGAAGAUACUCUUCAUCCGAGUCAGAGAGUUCCUCAGAUACUGAGCUGGAAUCAUCUGAAUCUGGUAGCGACUCCGACUUGGAUUUAUCAUCCUCAUCUUACACUAGUUCUCCAAGUGAUGACAGGCGCAAGAAGAGGAAGAGAUCUUCUAAGAGAGAUAAAUAUAGAAGGGGAAAAAGAAGUGAUAAACACCAGGAAAAAAGGCGAAAGAAGCGUGAUAAGAGAUCCAAGCGCAGAGCAAGAAGAACGUCGGAUAGUACUACUGAUAGUGAGAGCAGGAGUGAAAGUAGCUCUGAUAGUGAUGAGCUUGAUGUUCCUGGAAAAGAUCAGAAGCAGAACAAUCAUUCUCAGAAGACUGGAUGCAUGGAUAUCCUUCUGGAGAAAACUGCUACCACCUCAGUAAAAAAAUAUGCAUUACUUUUUUGGGAGGAAGUGCACAAAUCCCCCAAUGAGAAUGGAGAGCACAGAAGCAAUGGCAUAGAAGCAGAUGCUAAAUCCGAUGGGAGCGGAGAUAGAAAACCUGACAUAGUAGAUGAUUACCCAGAAAAAUCUAGGAGCCGAAGCACAAGUCCUAAGAGGCAUAGAAGUAUGAGUAUUAGUCCCAGGAGUCUGGGCAGAAGCCCAAGUGUUAGUCCCAAACGGAGUCUGAGCAGAAGUCCUUGUAAUCUUAGUAGAAGCCCCUCUCUUGGACGAGCAAGGAGCAUCAGCAGAAGUCCUGUUAGAAGUGAUAGCAGUAGCAGUCCAGUCAGAAGUGUCAGCAGAAGUCCAGCAAGCGGCAGGAAAGGGAGAAAUAUCAGUGGGAGCCCAUUGGGAGCUCGGCCUCGAAGAAAUGUUUCUGAGAGUCCUGUUAGGUCCCCACCGGGAAGAAGCGAAAGCAGGAGUCCACGGAGAACCUUAUCAAGAAAAUCAAUUAGCAGAAGCCCUAUAAAAGUUUCUAGAAGAAGCUUAGGCAGAAGCCCAAUCAGAUCUCCGAGAAGCAUGAGCAGAAGCUCAGGUAGGGCCCCUUCAAGGAGGAUUAGCCGAAGUCCAUUUAGGCCGCCAAUCCGGAAUAAUCAUUGCAGUUAUUCCAGGAGCCCUAGCCCUGCACACUGGAACAAGUCACCCCCUGACCGAGGAAGGAGUUUGUCAAGAAGUGUUUCCCCAGAUGGGUCUCCCAAGCGUAUCAGAAGGGGGCGUGAUUUUAGUCAGCGGUACUCUUAUGCACGGCAAUACAGAACUCCGUCUGCAUCUCCUGUGAGGUCUUAUCGUUAUGGUGGUAGAAGUGAUCACGACAGAUAUUCAAGUUACAGAAGGUAUUCCCCUAGACGUUACCCAAGCCCACCAAGAGUGAGAAGUCCUCCAAGAUACAGAAGCAGAAGAAGUAGGACACGAUCUGUAUCACGAAGCCCACCCUACCAUAAUCGGCGCUACAGCUGUAGCUGUAGCCCCAUACGCAGCCGUUCACCAGUUGAGAUCUAUAGAUCUCGUGUGUCUCCAAGGGCUGAGAGGAGAUCACUUUCUAGGAGCAGAAGCCCAUUGGAAUCAAAGUCCUCAUUGGACUCUCAAUCUCCUAAGCGGGCAAGCAAAGACAGGUCAAGGUCAUUGUCCGGAAGCCUGGAUGGUAAGAAGGGCCUGGUCUCUUAUGGAGAUGGUUCUCCUGACUCAGCCCAAAGGUGAAAUCAUGGCAUUGAUAGAUUGUUCUGGAGGAACUCGCAUUGUCUUUUAUGUAUUGGAGGUUUGCCUUUUUUAGCUGGACCUUGAACUUAUGUUUUUCAGUGUCGCAAGAGAUUGCAGUUGCUAGUUAAAUAUUUAGCUGUGAUGUUUUCCAUUUAGAAAUUUAUCAUUGCUGGAAUAUUUUUGAGGAUGUGUUUUGUUAAAUUGAGAAUAAUAUGUAGAACUUGAAAAAUGAUGUGUUAUUGAAUUCAGAGAUACAGGUUAGAGAUUGUUGCUUAAAUCUUAACGUCAACUGAGAUGAAUGCCUAUCUA